Molecule: messenger RNA, 4343 nt
Organism: Blepharisma stoltei
Lineage: Eukaryota; Ciliophora; Heterotrichea; Heterotrichida; Blepharismidae
Source: the annotation of a GenBank genome assembly
AUGUGGACUUUAUCACCCUUUGCAAAAUUUUUAUUCUUUGCAAACUUCAUUAAUCUAUCCAUUUCCACAGAAAUUAUCAUCAUUAAAGAUGAUGUAGAUAUCAAAAACAGUCUAUGAAACGAAACAGUGGUAAUAAACUUUCUUCAAAAUUCCAGUAGCCAAAUUGACUGGCACAUUUGUCCAUAUAUUUCAGCCUACGAAUGCAUUGAGUCUUACCCAAAUGCUUUUAUAUUACUUGAUUUAUCACAAGAAUUAAAUACUCAGGUUAUAGCUCAUGCACCUUAAUAGAUCUCUAUACCCCAGCAGAAUACCGACCUGGAAAAUAUGGUACAGGGCACCUGCCUUAUACAGUAUAAGUCUGAUUAGGCCCUUAAAAUCAUAAAUGGAGAUCUGUCAUUUUCGUUUUUACUUUCCAAAAAAGCUGACAAGUACAAAUUAAUUUUGGAAAUUAAAAUGGAUGGCCAAUAAUGAUCUAAAAUAUUUCAGGGGCUAUACAGUAUCUCAAUUAUGCAAAGAAUACAAAAAAGCUCAUUUAAUAGUCCAAGACGAUUUCAGAUAUUUCGAUGAUUGAACUUACUCUGUGAUUUCUUCAAAAAUUAAUCGAUUAACCGCUUUUUUUGCAAUGUUAAAAUAUUACAGCUGAAAUAAAGGGAUUAUUUUUACAAGUGAACUUAACCAAGACAUAUUUUUGAAUUUUACAACAGAUUUUGAAAUUUUUAAGAUUCAGUCAAAAACAGAUAUGCAAAAUUUAAUUAUGAGAGUUAUCCCUGCUUUAGGGUCAACCCUUUAUUAUAUAUUUACAGAGAUUACUGAAUCUCUAUUAAUUCAAAAAUAUUUAAUAGAUGCAAAUUUAUGGACUAGUGGAAAUGGAGUGAUCUUGAACCAAAAAAGUGGGUAUCAAUAUCCAGCUGAAGGUGCAUUAAUUAUUACUGAUAUGGGCCAAGAAUAUGCUGAUUCUGAAGAAAAGUAUUUAUCAUUCUCAAUUUUAAGCAUAAUAUCAGAUAUUACCAAAAAUACAGAAAACUCAAUUGAGGCAAUUUCAUUGCUUCAAAAAACGUGAAAUUCUCACUAUCAUGAAAAUAAAUUUUCUAUUGUAAAUAUACAAGGCAGUAGCAGAGUCAUAAUUGGGUCAAUUAUUGAUGCGGAAGUUCUUUUAUAUGAAAAUUCCAUUUUUCCUGGUAAAACUUCAGAAAUUCCAAAAUCUGCAAAAAAAAUUCUUAAUCUGAGUAUUGAAGGCGGAACUACAAAUCCAAAUUAUUCUUCCUCCUCAAUAAGCUAUUUAGCAGCUAGAGGCUCAUUUUUAGCUGUAGACUACAUAAACACAGGCAUCUCUGGAAUGCUUCCAAAUUUUCAGCUUGACAUGUUUACUUAUGACUGCGGUGUUUCUAUAUAUAAUGAGACCUUUGCUAAACCUUGCUUUAUAAAGAAUUAUGCUAAUCUCGGCUUAGCCCAUAUACCAUCAUAUGCCUCCCCAGUGGGCCUUGGAGUUUUAAAAUUAUUCACAUCUUUAAAUUGGACUCUUCCUAUUGUGGGUACCUGUUCAGAUCCUGCUUUUAACUCAACUGCACUAUAUCCUUGGUUUCAACGGGUUUGACCGUCAUCUUCAUUUACCUAUCCUUUAUUCUCUGUUUUGCUCCGAUCUCUUGGAUUUAAACAAGCAGCAGUUUUAUAUCAAAAUGAUAGCUGAGGCCAAGGUGGGUAUUAUUAUUUAAGGCUUGGGAUAAGUAAUCAUGAUAUAAAAUUAGUCAAUUCAGAAGAGUCGAGAGCCAUUCCCUCAGCGCUUGAUAGAAAUACAAUAAAAAAUUAUUUAUAUAUUAUGCAAGGAGUUAUAGACUCUCAAGCAAGACUAGUUAUUUUUAUUAUACAGUUUCCGUUAGUGGAGUAUGUAUUAGAAGCUUUCUAUGAUUUAGGGUUGAGAAGGGGAGAUGUAAUUAUUUUUACUGCUGUUCCUGAUAUUUUGACUAGUAUAUCUUAGGCAUGCUUAUAAUAGAAAGAUUUUGUUGAUGAAUGUAUAAAUUAAAUUUUGACCUAAUUUAUAGUUAAAUUAUACUGGUGCUUUUGGCUCGAAACUGAGCCAAAAGCACCCCGUGCCAGUCAGUGUAGUUCACUAUAAUAGAAAAAAUAAGCAGAAUGUAUUUCAACAGUUCUCUCUCUAAAUCGAUAAAAAAAUAAAUCAAAAUUCAAAUUAUGAGCUUUUUAAAAUUUUUUUUAAAAAAUAAUUAUGUUGAAAAUAUAAAAUUCUAAUAGACAAAAAAUAGGAGAUUGUUAUUUAAACAUUUUUCACACUAAAAUUAUUUUUUAUAUUUGAUCUUCUUAAAAAUAAUUCGAAAUUCAAACUACUGUGCUCAAUUUAUUUUUUUUAUCAAUUUUGAAAAAUUUUAUAAAAUUAUUUUUAACUUAAUUUAAUAAACAAAAUGCAAGUAGUAUGCUAGCUAAACAAUUUUUCGCAGGGCCAAUUUAUUUUUUUUAUAUAUCUCUUUAUAAAAUUAAUUAAAAUUCAAACUAUUGUGCACAAUUUAAUUUCUUAAAAAAAUUUAACCCCUCUUUAAUUUAAACGGAUUUUUUGCUCCGAGUUAAAGGGAGAGAAAUCAGAUUAUAUAUAAGAAAUAGUCAAUUUUUUUCCCUUAAGAGCUCUGUAAGGGCAAGUAUUGCAUAUUUUAACAAGUGAUGAUUAUCUAUAUAAAAGAUUGGAACUAGGUGUCCCUAUGCUAACAUUUUUAGGGGAGCAAUGGGUUGGAACAUUUGGACAAGGGAUUCUCUCAAAAAUGUUGCAGACCUACAAUAAUUCUGCUCCAAGCUCAUUUUCAUGCCAUUAUUUUGAUAUAAUUUAUUUAAUAGGGCAUGCUCUAGAUAACAUGAUAAACCGAGGCCAAGACUAUACAAAUCCUUAUAAACUAGAAAAAUUUAUAAGAAAUACCCGAUUUAUAGGCUGCUCUGGGCGUGUGGUACUAGAAAAAGAAAGUAAUGACAGAUUUAUGUCUGUUAUAGACGCCCAAGCGUCUAAAUUUGAUAUUAAUGGAAAUGUUGUCCGAUAUCUUGUAGCAGAGGUAAAACCAGUCAGUACCCAAAUUCUGUAUAUUUAUAAUCCGGUUGUUUAUCCUGACGGAACUACCAAUAAGCCAGACGAUUUAAGAAACCAAAAUUAUGACUGUCCUUUUUCUGAUAAUGAGGUUAAAACCUUUAUUAAAGGACAAAUUCUUGUUUUUUGCAUUUGCUUUGUUAUUGCUUUUAUAUCAAUAAUUAUUAUCUAUUUUAUAUGAAAAAGAUGAUGGAAUAUACCAAUAGAAGAACUCAGAGAAAGGCAAGAAAUUUCUUAUGAAGAUUUCCUAGUUGGAGCGACAAUUGCUAUUGAAUUUUUCCAAUUUGUCUCAAUGGGCCCUAAUAUAUCAUAUUUGAGUUCAAUUUUAGGAAAAUUCAGCAAUUCGCUGACUUUAGAAUUAGCAAAUAUUAUAAAACUCAAAAAUGGGGUGUUUUGAGUAAUCGUUGAUGCUGUGUAUGGACUGAUAAUGCUUUGGACUUUUAUGUGCGUAGUCAUUAUUUUUCGAUUAGAUGAAAAAUCAAAAUUUUGAGUUUUCAGACUUGUAAACUGGUUUGGAGAUUUUUUGAUGCCGAUUUUAGGAAAUUUGUGCUUUAUGCCUUUUAUUUCAAUUUGUCUUGAUAUUUUUGUGUGCGAUCAGUCAAUAGGAAAUAGCUUUACAGACAGUUUUUUGUCAUAUGAUUGCUACUAUUUUUGCUGGAAAGAUGAGCAUUUAGCAUAUGCAAUUUUAUCGAUUUUUGCUUUAUUGUGUUAUGAGCCACUUGCUGUUUUUUGCAGACCGCUUUGGCAAGAACUGCAGCCGAUGCUUCAUGUAAAAGCUGCUCCUUCUUUUUUAAUGAUAAAAACAAUAGUCCAAGUGUCUUUAAUUGUGAUGAAUAAAACAGUAAAAAGAGCCCAAAAUAUUAUUCAUGGAGUUUUAUUUAUUUUUAUUAUGAUUUUUUAUAUUACUUUCCUUUUCAAAUUUAAGCCUUACAACUACUCAAGGUUCAGUUUAUGGCAAAAUUUAAGUUUAAUAGGAGUUACAUGGCAAGCAAUUCUAUCUACAAUUGCAUUAGGCGUAAAAGGAAAUUCCAUAAUUUUAACAGUGCUUUUGUUUAGUGGAUGGUUUAUUAUUAUAGUAUUUGGAUUGUAUAUCCAAAGGAAAAAAUAUCCAAGUUUAUUAUAUAGAAAAAAGCCUCAUGAUACAACAAGCUUAUUUAAAUUCGCUUUUACUUUUGGCAAGACCUCUCACAAAGCUUUGACUAAAAUAGCUCCAUCAAGCAGCUCGUCAGAGCGUCAAAAAAUAAAUAUUUAUGAUAGAGAUUAA